UUCCUUAGCCUUUUGUUUUUCUCUUCUUUACUCUUCAUGCAGCCUACAAAAUGGGAAACCUUUGCACCUGCUUUGCUCGUAAAACGGUAGCGAAACGGCCCGUCGCGAAACGGUUGCAGCACCAGCAAAACGGAGCCAAUUCCAGCAACCGGUGGGCCAGGGUCCGAUCGUCGAGGAAGGACAAGCUCGAUGACGCUGUGGUUCAAGAGCAGGCUUUGGCAGCUGCGAUCUUGUUCAGGCAGCAAAACGGCGGAGCUUCAUUGCCGUUCGAUAGGGCGGCUUCGUUAAGGUACCUGAAUUCUGGUGCCGGGUCUAAGAAAGCGGGUCAGUUGCCUCGGAGCUCCAGUUCUAGAGCGAGGUCCCUUACUGACCCGCUUUUGCAACCUCAUCAGCUUGUUAAUCAGGACAAGCUCGAUAAUUUGGAAACAAAUCAUUUUGUCCUUGUCCAUGGGGGAGGCUUCGGUGCUUGGUGUUGGUAUAAAACGAUUGCACUCUUAGUGGAAGGUGGUUUCAAAGCUACUGCAGUUGAUCUAACGGGUUCCGGCAUUCAUUCGUUCGACACUAAUGGCAUCACCAGUCUCUCACAAUAUGCGAAGCCACUAACUGAUUUUCUUGAAAAUCUUUGUGAAGGCGAGAAGGUGAUCUUGGUCGGGCACGAUUUUGGUGGUGCAUGCAUAUCGCAUGCAAUGGAGCUGUUUCCUUUUAAAAUUGCAAAGGCUGUUUUUGUGGCUGCUGCAAUGCUGAUAGAUGGACAAAGUACUCUUGAUAUGUUUGCUUUACAGGCAGGUUCCAAUGAUCUAAUGCGACAGGCUCAGAUAUUUGUGUAUGCUAAUGGAAAUGACCAUCCUCCAACUGCUAUAGAUCUAGACAAGUCUUUAUUGCGGGAUUUGUUAUUCAACCAAAGUCCUUCCAAGGAUGUAGCAUUAGCAUCUGUGUCAAUGAGGCCAAUCCCUUUUGCACCAGUUGUGGAGAAGCUUUCACUUUCUGACAUGAAAUAUGGAUCCGUGAGGCGUUUUUACAUAGAAACCACCGAAGAUAAUGCCAUACCAACGGUGCUUCAAGAGAGCAUGAUUAACUCAAGCCCACCAGAAAAAGUAUUCCGUCUAAAAGGGGCUGACCACUCGCCAUUUUUCUCAAAGCCUCAAGCCUUGCAGAAACUAUUUGUAGAGAUCUCAAAACUCCCUCCACCUUGAGAGAAUCUAAUUUUUGAAUAUUCAUGGGAGUCCCCCCCACUUGGGGCUUCAUUUGAUGAGGUACAGGGAAACCA
Molecule: messenger RNA, 1267 nt
Organism: Hibiscus syriacus
Lineage: Eukaryota; Viridiplantae; Streptophyta; Magnoliopsida; Malvales; Malvaceae
Product: putative methylesterase 11, chloroplastic
Exons: 5
Coding region: 51-1193 (380 amino acids)
Molecular function (GO): methyl jasmonate esterase activity; methyl indole-3-acetate esterase activity
Source: RefSeq, a predicted model, not a curated record